This is a messenger RNA of Ostreobium quekettii, 642 nucleotides long. The record is from the annotation of a GenBank genome assembly. Lineage: Eukaryota; Viridiplantae; Chlorophyta; Ulvophyceae; Bryopsidales; Ostreobiaceae.
AUGAAACGGGCCGCGUCUCUCUAUCGCCACGCCAGCCUCGCUCUACAAGCGCAGGAAGUCCUCGUGGACGUUGCCCAGUUGGGCCCUAUCGGCUCAUUGCAGCGGUUCCCGCCCGCUGGCCAGGGUCACCCCCAUGUGCCCUUCCAGCCACUGCUGCACAGAUCAUACCGUGGGGGCGCGCCUGACUACUACACGACCCACAAGCCGCCGAUGCACUUUGGCCUUAGGAUUGUCCCUGAGAAGCAGGCUUUUGUGAUAGAGAGAUUUGGGAAGUACCUCAAGACUUUGACAUCUGGACUGCACGUCCUGAUCCCCCUGGUCGAUCGUAUUGCUUAUGUUCACAGUCUGAAAGAGCUGGCAAUACCGAUCAGCCACCAGAACGCCAUCACAAGUGACAAUGUCACGAUCACCAUCGACGGAGUUCUUUAUGUGAAAGUCGUUGACCCAAAGAAGGCUUCAUAUGGAGUGGAUCAGCCCAUUUAUGCCAUCACACAGUUAGCGCAGACAACCAUGCGAAGUGAGCUUGGCAAGAUCACACUCGACAGAACAUUUGAAGAGAGGGAUGCCCUAAACAACAACAUUGUCCAGUUAAGUUACUCUCUAUGGCAUGCUUGGCGAGUCAACUGGAACAGCAUUAACUGA